AUGGUAAUUAACCAUGCCUCAAGAAAAACCUUUAUUAAAAGUAUAAAAAGUACUUUGAGAAACUAUACAUUAGACGGCAUCGACUUGGACUGGGAGUUCCCUAUGGUGCAUGAUAGCAAUGUGGAUAAACGUGAACGUCAACAUUUUUCACAGUUGCUACGUGAAAUAAGAACGGAAUACAUAAGAGAGAAACAAAAUUAUUUGUUGACUGUUGCUGUUGCUGCACCAGAAACAAUUGUAGACGUAGCAUAUGAUGUUGACCAAAUCAAUAUGUAUGUUGACUAUGUGAAUAUAAUGACAUAUGAUUUCCAUUCCUUCACUAAAUAUACUCCAUUCACUGGUCUAAAUUCUCCAUUAUAUAAAAGAAGCACUGAAAUAACAUAUAUGGCUACAUUAAAUAUUGACUACACUGUACAAAUGUACUUGAAGAAAGGGUUAGAUCGAAGUAAAAUUGUAGUUGGAAUACCUACAUAUGGCCAUUCUUUUACAUUAGUAAAUGCAAAUAAUGCAAGAGUAGGCAGCCCUGCGUCUGGGUUUGGUGCAUUGGGGGAGUUUGUAAAUUAUCCAGACAUAUGUAAAUUUAUACAAAAAUUCAAAAGUGAAGUUACUAUAGUGGAAGAUUCUGAUGCACGAGUACCAUAUCUUUACAAAAACCUGGAGUGGGUAUCAUUUGAUACACCACAAAGUGUGAUGGAGAAAGCCAAAUUUAUAAAAGAACAUAAAUUGAGGGGUGCAAUGUUAUACUCACUAAAUGCGGAUGACUUUACUGGAGUUUGUGAUUUAAAGCAAAACGAUAACUUAAGGUUUCCCUUAGCAGAGUCUGUUAAAAAUGUACUCAAAAGUGAACAACACAAUAAACAAAUAUUAAGAUUAGAAAAUUAG
Messenger RNA from Parnassius apollo (apollo), 882 nucleotides. Lineage: Eukaryota; Metazoa; Arthropoda; Insecta; Lepidoptera; Papilionidae. The record is from the annotation of a GenBank genome assembly.